CGAGUGGUAUAAAAAGUGAUGCAAGGCUAAAUUUUGGCCUCUUGUGUUGUAUCUUGGUAUUUGGUUGUUUACACUUGUAUCCGGCCAACAUGGGUGAUAUUCGAGAAGAUGUUAAAUCAAAGUUUGUUAUUAAUUUCUCAGCUGGACCGGCCAAAUUGCCAGGACCGGUGUUGGCCCAUGCUCAGAAGGAGAUGUUAGAUCAUCAAGACACAGGUGUCAGUGUGAUGGAAAUGAGCCACAGAUCAGCAGAAUUCAGCAAAAUUUUAAACUCAGCAGAACAAAGACUCAGGCAUCUUCUAGAAAUUCCAGACAACUACAAAAUAUUGUUCCUACAGGGAGGGGGUACUGGUCAGUUUUCUGCUGUCCCCCUCAAUUUGUUAGCACUGAAGCCAAGUCACUCAGCCGAUUACAUCGUCACAGGCUCAUGGUCAGCCAAAGCAGCACAAGAAGCAGAAAAAUAUGGAACGGUCAAUCUAGUCAUUCCAAAAACCAAAAAAUACACCUCCAUACCUGAUGUGUCAACAUGGCAACUCAGCCCAGAUGCCUCCUAUGUGUAUUACUGUGCUAAUGAAACCAUUGAUGGAGUGGAGUUUCAGUUUGUACCAGACACCAAUGGUAUUCCUCUUGUAUGUGAUAUGUCUUCUAAUAUGUUAACACGCCAUUUGGAUAUUAAUAAGUUUGGUCUGAUAUUUGCUGGUGCCCAAAAAAACAUUGGCUGCGCUGGCGUGACACUGGUCAUCAUCUGUGAAGAUUUGAUUGGCUUCGCCAUGAAAGUUUGUCCAGUCAUCUUUGACUACAAGAUCCAGGCAGGCAACAACUCUCUGUACAACACACCCCCCACAUACGGGAUCUACAUCAUGGGGCUGGUGUUUGAGUGGAUCCAGGACGAGGGGGGCGUGGCAAAGAUGGAGGAAAACUCUAUCAAAAAAUCUUCACUGGUCUACCAGAUGAUUGACACAUCACAGGGCUUCUACAACUGCCCGCUAGACGUCAACUGUCGUAGCCGCAUGAAUAUCCCCAUUAGAAUUGGAUCACUUGAGGGUCACGGCCAACUAGAAAAAUUGUUUUCAGAAGAAGCCACAGCUAAAGGUUACCUGCAGUUGAAAGGUCACAGGUCAGUGGGGGGUAUCAGGGUGUCCCUGUACAACGCUGUCACUGUGGAGGAGACAGAACACCUGGUGGGGUACAUGACUGAGUUUAUGGAGAGACACAGACAAGUUGCUGCUUCAUAGUUAUCUCCCCUUCAUGGACUGACUGACUGUACAUAGUGCAUCAUCAUCACCAUCAUUAUCACCAACAUCAUCACCAACAUCAUCACCGACAUCGGCAGAUACUCUUGAUUGCUACUGAAACAAUGUAGUUCCAUGACAGCUUCAGAGAAGUUUUUGAGCCUUGGCAAGUGCAUGGAAUGUAGAUAAAAUGUGGAU
Molecule: messenger RNA, 1427 nt
Organism: Physella acuta
Lineage: Eukaryota; Metazoa; Mollusca; Gastropoda; Physidae
Product: phosphoserine aminotransferase-like
Biological process (GO): L-serine biosynthetic process
Cellular component (GO): cytoplasm
Molecular function (GO): O-phospho-L-serine:2-oxoglutarate transaminase activity; pyridoxal phosphate binding
Source: RefSeq, a predicted model, not a curated record